AUGUCGGAUUCAGACUCGAGUUUCUUACAUAGUAAUAGUUGUGCUUUAUUGAAUAAAUGUUCUAAUUUUAGAUUUAUUCAAAAUUUUCGAUUAAAUAAAUCAGCAUUCUAAUACGUUCUGGAUUAGAUCGCAGAUGAGUUUCCUCCUCAAAAGCAAGGCGGAAUUUCGACAGAAGUAAAACUUGCGGCGUGUUUUCGGUUCUUUGCAGAAGGUAGUUAUCAACAUGGCACUGGAAAAGACUUUGAUGUGGCAAUAGCUCAACCUACAUUUUUGAAGAUUCUUUUAAACAUGCUUGUCGUUUUGGAGAGGAAAAUCUGUUUAAAAUGGAUAAAUAUAGUAAUGACAGCAGAAGAAAUGAUGGAAAUGUGUGACAACAGGCAGCGGAUUCGUUUUGUUGAUGCUAGUUAUCAAGGAUCAAACCAUGACUCACAUGUUUGGAUAAUGAGUUCUGCUCGAAGUUACAUGAACGAGUUGUACAGAAAUGGGGAAAGAAAUAUAAAAAUUUUAGGUACUGAAAGCUAA
Molecule: messenger RNA, 522 nt
Organism: Malaya genurostris
Lineage: Eukaryota; Metazoa; Arthropoda; Insecta; Diptera; Culicidae
Exons: 3
Source: RefSeq, a predicted model, not a curated record